AUGGCGGUCCCAGGUGCCCAGAUCUCCAAGCGGAGAAAGUUCGUCGCCGAUGGUGUCUUCUACGCCGAGCUGAACGAGUUCUUCCAGCGCGAGCUGGCCGAGGAGGGAUACUCCGGCGUCGAAGUCCGCGUCACCCCCACCGUCACCGACAUCAUCAUCCGCGCCACCCACACCCAAGAGGUCCUCGGUGAGCAGGGUCGCCGCAUCCGCGAGCUCACCUCUCUCAUCCAGAAGCGCUUCAAGUUCCCCGAGAACAGUGUCUCCCUCUACGCCGCCAAGGUCCAGAACCGUGGUCUGUCCGCCGUCGCCCAGUGCGAGUCCCUCCGCUACAAGCUCCUCAACGGUCUCGCCGUCCGUCGUGCCUGCUACGGUGUCCUGCGCUUCAUCAUGGAGUCCGGCGCCAAGGGCUGUGAGGUCGUCGUCUCCGGAAAGCUCCGUGCCGCCCGUGCCAAGUCCAUGAAGUUCACCGACGGCUUCAUGAUCCACUCCGGUCAGCCCGCCAAGGAGUUCAUCGACAGCGCCACCCGUCACGUCCUUCUCCGCCAAGGUGUCCUCGGUAUCAAGGUUAAGAUCAUGCGCGGCUCCGACCCCGAGGGCAAGGCCGGCCCCCAGAAGUCCCUGCCCGACGCCGUCACCAUUCUCGAGCCCAAGGACGAGGCCCCUGUCGUCCAGCCCGUCUCUCAGGACUACGGCGCCAAGGCCGCCCAGGUCCAGGCCGCGGCUGAGGCUGCUCGGGCGCAGGAGGAGCAGGCAGAGGGUGAGGAGCAGCCCGCUGCGGUGGAGCAAUAG
Messenger RNA from Diaporthe citri, 789 nucleotides. RefSeq lists its product as uncharacterized. NCBI's taxonomy places the organism in Eukaryota, Fungi, Ascomycota, Sordariomycetes, Diaporthales, Diaporthaceae. Gene Ontology annotation, biological process: translation. Gene Ontology annotation, molecular function: structural constituent of ribosome; RNA binding. Gene Ontology annotation, cellular component: nucleus; cytosolic small ribosomal subunit. Bases 1 to 789 code for a protein of 262 amino acids. The record is from RefSeq and is a predicted model, not a curated record. The transcript is spliced from 2 exons.